Molecule: messenger RNA, 1651 nt
Organism: Seminavis robusta
Lineage: Eukaryota; Bacillariophyta; Bacillariophyceae; Naviculales; Naviculaceae
Source: the annotation of a GenBank genome assembly
AAUGCAUUGAAAAGAUGUACAGUAUUUUAGGCAAUAAUUACAAUCAAAAUUUCGGUGAGCACAGUCUCCGGCCGCCCUGCACCCUCCAGGCUGUCAUUGCCUCAAGACCAGUCAACAGGGAACGCAAACUGGCCAGCAGAAGUCUAGGAUAACAAGUAAGAUGGACGAAUAUGCGAGAGGAGGAACCUUGGAGGGUCUGGGCGGUCCAAUUCGAAUGGAUCCAGUGAGCUACGAUGGGAUUGAUCCAACUCUUGAUUCAUGCUGCCAACGAGAGAUCAAAUCGAAUCGCUAUGGCAAUGCUUUAACGCGAGCACUGCAACGCCAUGAUGUGGUCGCCAUGGCCGAACGAAGACGGCGUAAUUUGGUCAAAACCAGCGACAACCGAGAUGCUUGCCGAUGCUGUUUUGAUCCCAACAGUGACGGUGGAGAGUACCUCGCAUUAAUGGAACUGCGACAAAAGCGGCUAGUACAAAUCGAAAAUUUGGUGGAAGAGGAAAAACAGACGACGGAAGAAGAACCAAGCCAACAUGAUGAUGAUGAUGCGUCUUCUUCGGAUGAUGAAUUUGAUUAUCUGCUGGAUGAAGACAUUGGUGACAAUGACAAUUCGAUGCUCAAACAAGCCGAAGAUCGUCGAAGAGCCGAAUUGGAAUUUGCAGCCCUGACACAACAAAUCUUGACGCAACAUGGCUACGGCAUUCAUAGACAAAUGCAUCCUUCGCGAGUUUUGCGGGCGGCUGGAUUGGGGGACGGCAAUAAGAAUAAACGACAGGAUGUAGGAUUUGCCCCCGCCGUCGUUCUCCAUUUGGUCGAUCCCGAAUCCAUCGCGUCGGCAUCGCUUGAUUUGUUGCUCGAAGAUUUGGCCGGAAUGAACACCCACAACAAUUCACACCACCAAAACUCUCGCUAUGCAGCGGCCGCCAAAGGAACCAAAUUUAUGCGAAGUGGAGGGCGAUCCACGUUGCUCAUGGACGCCGACUUGGCGGCACGAGUGCUGCCCCGACUGCAACCAGACAGAGAUUUGCCUGCCUUGGUGGCCAUUCGAGAUGGAAUUGUCGUCAACACAUGUCCCAGAUUAAGUGGCCUCACCACUCAUCCCACAGACCACGAGGUCGACGUGGAUGCUGUCUUUCAAUGGUUGGAUCGAUCAGGAGUAUUGCUCCCGGAACCUCCGCGAUUCGAUGAAGUAUGUAUGAUUCGGCCCGAGGAAGAGGCACUCAUGGAUUACCUGCAAACUGCUGCAGAGUCAGCCAAAGUUGAAGAGGAAGAAAAGGAGGCUAGGUAUGACUGUGGAAAUCCAGACUGCAGCAAAACAUUUCCUCAUGAGCAUGUGGGGAUGGGAAAUGAGCAACAGAGUGGGCUUGUAGUCUCCGAGGAAAAAGUUGUUGGAAGCAACAACUAGAAAAAAGUAGAACAAUGUUCCAAAACUUUAAAGGUGGCACUAGGCAUCAACGACACACCGCAAGCUCGAGCUAGAGAAUCCUUUUUGAUCCAUCAUCUUGCCUGAAUGAGGCUGUUGGAAGCCAUCUCACAAUCUACAGCAAAGCCAGAUACCUGAAUGCCAACUUGUAACCACAACCAGAUGCUAUCAACAUUCUAUUCUGUUUAGUGGACUAGCUAGCUUCUAAUUGUCUAUGUCCAAAAUCAGCCAAUC